UUUCGGAGGAAAAUGAAUUCGGCCAUGUCGUGUUAAACCUCAAGCUGAAACAAAACGAUAUCGAAUUAGCGAAAAGCAGCUUUAAGUCCGAUAAAACCGCACGCGCAGAAGAUCAAAGGAGUCGAGCAGCCGCGCACGAGUGACUUCGAGCCGAAAGAUGAGCGGAGGGACGCCUUACAUCGGCAGCAAGAUCAGUCUGAUCUCAAAGGCCGAGAUCCGAUAUGAAGGAGUCUUAUACACGAUCGACACCGAGAACAGCACUGUGGCUCUGGCUAAAGUGAAGUCCUUUGGCACUGAGGACCGUCCCACGGACAGACCGAUCCCUCCUCGAGAGGAUGUCUUUGAGUACAUCAUAUUCAGAGGAAGUGACAUCAAAGACCUGACGGUGUGCGAGCCGCCCAAGCCCACCUGCAACCUUCCUCAGGAUCCCGCCAUCGUGCAGUCUUCUCUGGCUUCCAGCGCUGGCCCCACGGCUCCUUCAUUCCAGUCGUACGCCCCGUUCAGUCGGGCCCCGUACACCCAGUUUAGCUCCAGUCCGAUGGUCCCGCAGCCGUUAGGAGCGGCGGUCACUGCUGGAAGCAGCUCAGGUCCUGCGUUCGGUAGCGAGGCGAGCACUAACGCCCCUCUGUCCCAAAGCUCUGCUCUUCCCUCGCGCUCUCGCUCGCUGAGUGCUACCAAACCCGAAGGUCGUUCGAGCCCAUCUCUGGAGCCUUUGAGGAAGACCCCGACCCUGGAGCAUGCGGUCCAGACGGCCCCAGUCGCCCCGUCUGCGGCAGCAUCCAGUACAGUGAAUCAGAGGAGCUCAGGAGUGAGCCGACCCGCUUUCAACACCCAGAAAUCUGCUGAAAACCAGGAACAAAAAGCUACAGCGUCUGAUGUUCAGAGGGUUCCUCGGCCAGAAUCAGACUCAAACAGGCCUGAUAACAAAGACCCAAACAAACGGCAUUCUGGUGGUGGCGCUCCUCCAGUGAGAAAGGGGCGGGGCAGUGGUGGCGGAGGCGGCGGUCAACAUGGGCGGGGCAGGUUUAAUGGGCGUAGAGAUGGACCAAUGAAAUUUGAGAAAGACUUUGACUUUGAGAGUGCCAAUGCACAGUUCAAUAAGGAAGAGAUCGACCGCGAGUUCCAAAACAAACUCAAGAUUAAAGAUGAGAAGAGUGAGAAACCGGAGAAGACUCUGAACGGGGAGGAGAAGACCGAUUCAGGCGUGGAGACCCAGAACAGUGAGAGCAACGCUGAUGAGGAGGAUCCUCUGGGACCCAACUGUUACUACGACAAAUCCAAGUCCUUCUUCGACAACAUCUCGUGUGAUGACUCCAGAAAGGAGAAAUCUGGAGGUGCUUUUGGAAGGGAGCGGAGGCAGACCUGGGCUGAGGAGAGGAGGAUGAACGCCGAGACGUUCGGGAUUCCGCUGCGUUACAAUCGUGGACGUGGUGGUUUCCGCGGGAGAGGCGGCGGCGGCAUGGGCUUCCGCGGGGGCCGCGGGCGAGCGGCUAGCAGGGGUUCGUUCAUGCCCUCCCGCGGCGGAGGAUUCAGAGGCGGGUUUAGAGGCGGCAGAGGAGGGCGAGAGUUCUCUGACUUUGAGUACAGGAAGGAGAAUAAAGUGGCAGCGUAGUCCCAUCUGAAGACCAGAUCCUCCCAACAGCCAAGAAUCUCCGAUCAUCACGUCUAGAUUAACGCUUUGGUUUCGACUCCUGACUAACGGGAACUGCCUCUCUCUGUUUAACACCAGCGCAGGCCUCGCCUGCCUUCAGCUGGACACACAGCUUUGAGUUCAUUUCCUCCUUUCUUCCUUUUCUAGAAAAAGAAAUAAAAACAUUUGCUGGUUUUUGGAAACGUUCGAUCCGCAUUCGAUACAUUCAGAAGGGAGAAUGUGUGCACAAGAUGCCGUCAAACUUCCGUGGAAAGAUGAUGAUGAUGAUUAUUACUAUCUAGUAUUUUCGCAUCAACUUUUAGUUCUUUUCGUAAUAUAGAGAGGAAGGUAUGUGAUAAUAUUCAGUGAUGUGUACAGAACCCAGCUGAUACUGUGAGCGCUCCUCAGUCAUAGCUUUAUUAUGCCAUGCGGGUUUUUUUUGGAUCUGUUCUCUAAUGUCUUUUGAAGCACCAAAACCCAGUCUAGAGGCUGCAGGGUUUCAUUCUCAUAAAACAUUGGUGCUUUUGCUUCAUUUAGUAGUUUGACAUGGUUUGUAGUACUAGUACAUUUUUAGUUUUAAUUAAUUAGUUUAUUUCAGCCCCCAACAGCGCUUUUUUUUUUUUGUUGGUUGAAUAGUCUGGUCAAGCCUGGUUUACGAUUGAAUGUACUGAUGAAUUUAACUUUUGUUUUUGUGCUGAAGUCCUCCUCUCUCUGCCACUCAAAACAGAAAGUUUGUUUCACCUUGCUGUUCUUCUCUUUAAAAUGCAUUUUGAUAUCUGAGUGCCACUUAUUCUUGCCUUUUGAUGUCAAUUAUGUAAAUUUAACUAAGAGGGCUUUUUGAUAUAAACUCAACACAAACUCUGAACGAUGACCAUGCCAAGAAAGAUCCCGAAACCCUUUAAAAACCAGAUUGGAUGUCGAAAUUGUGUUCAUGUGCACUUUAAAGACAAACGACGCCUGUGUAGGGUCACACGUGAUGUGCGGCGGUCUAUAUUUGAUGUCAUAAAGCUCAUAUACCAGAAAGUGAUUUGGUUGAAUUGUGCAAGAAGGUUUCUCACAAUGUGCAGUAUUUCAGUAUAGAUUCGAGAGGACGGAUGCAUCGUGUAGCUCUGUAAAAACAUUCGACGUCACAUUUGAGGCUCAGUGUAAACGGGAGGCGAGUUUCACCCGAAUUAAGUGUCCAUAAUGCUUCAAUGAACCCCUCUAUUGUGAAUAGUUCUGUUUCCUGUUUGAUCCACUUGUAUGUUGUUGUAUGUGAAGUUCGAUCCCGUCUCUCCCCUUUGAAUGACACGGAAGCACUAGUUCCUGCACUGUUGGAUGGGAGUUCAUUACUUUUCUGUGUGCUUCAUAUUUUUAAUUUGUGUUUCAGAGAUCCAAAGACUGAAUUACGGAUGACAUUUGGAGGAGAAUUGCUCUUUCUCAGCGGGUUUAUUUUUAUCACUGUUUCUUAGAUUUGGCAUAAACUAAGCCACCCCCUUUAAAAGCACUACUAAUUGCAACACGCAGGCAGCUAGUGAAACACAGUCUGACCGAUCACUCAGAACAGGGCAUGAUGGGAAACCUCUAAACGAGUGGCUUAAUUUGGACUGGAGUGAGAUCACGCCUGAUGCCGAAUGAAGUCGAAGCGGACCUUGUGUGAGAUGUUAAACUGGACAGAUGUGCAGAAUGUGUCGUGUAUUACAGGGUUGAUGUGAUUUUUUUUUUUUUUUUUUUUUUCAGAACUCUGGAGGAAUUUGAUUGGCAAGUUUUUGUUUAGUUUUUCUGAAUUGGAGCAGUUGUACAUGGUGUGCUCUUAGAGGGCUUCAAACAGGUUUUUAUUCAACAAGAGAAAUAAAUAGUUGUUCAAUA
Carassius auratus (goldfish) is the source of this 3478-nucleotide messenger RNA. It is a transcript of the gene lsm14ab, whose product is annotated as LSM14A mRNA processing body assembly factor b. The coding region runs from base 158 to 1612 and encodes 484 amino acids. The transcript has 11 exons. Gene Ontology annotation, biological process: cytoplasmic stress granule assembly; P-body assembly. Lineage: Eukaryota; Metazoa; Chordata; Actinopteri; Cypriniformes; Cyprinidae. The record is from RefSeq and is a predicted model, not a curated record. Gene Ontology annotation, molecular function: mRNA binding. Gene Ontology annotation, cellular component: P-body.